Messenger RNA from Triticum aestivum (bread wheat), 2313 nucleotides. RefSeq names its product cytochrome P450 87A3-like. The record is from RefSeq and is a predicted model, not a curated record. Gene Ontology annotation, biological process: brassinosteroid homeostasis; brassinosteroid biosynthetic process; multicellular organism development. Gene Ontology annotation, molecular function: heme binding; oxidoreductase activity, acting on paired donors, with incorporation or reduction of molecular oxygen; iron ion binding. The coding region runs from base 1 to 2130 and encodes 709 amino acids. The transcript has 12 exons. Lineage: Eukaryota; Viridiplantae; Streptophyta; Magnoliopsida; Poales; Poaceae.
AUGGUCAAGAUGGCAUGGAACGACGCGGGCAGGACUUCAGACUCAUCGCCGAAGGCUGCCUUCAUCGUCGGAGACCUUCCGCGAGCAGGCCGAAAGGCCGACCUCUAUCCGCCCCGUAUGGCGGCCUUGCUACUCCGUCGCAAGGGUGACCACCUCGUGCUUCUGCUCGUCAAGAGGCUGUCCCACAACAUGCUAGAGCUCGCGGUCAUGGUGGAGGUGGAGGAGGAUGUGAAGCGGGAUGGUGAUGUGGUGCGGUUUGUGCCAGCUCUCCUGCUCAUGGCCGUGCUAGCUGCCCGGCUGAUCCAUUUGCUAUUGAUGAGAUGGAACAGCAGUAGCCCAUACAAGGUAGCAGGGGCGGCAGCUGCAAGGCUGCCGCCGGGGUCGAGGGGCUUCCCCGUCAUUGGCGACACGCUCGAGUUCUUCAGCCAAAGCCCAUCGCUCGAGCUGGUCCCCUUCUUCAAGCGACGUCUUGAGCGCAUGCAUAUAGAGAACCUACAGAAGGAAGCUCCUCUCGUCUCCCAUGGUGCCCAAGACUGGCCAAAGCAAAAGAGGGCUAUAUUAGUUCCCAGAAUUUACCUGGGGCGGCCGCCCCUACAGGACCCUACACUGGAUCCGCCCCUGCUCCGCAUUGCACUGGAGCGGUCCAAGGUGGAGACCGGUGGCAACUCCGGAUCUGGAGCAUCGCCGCAGCUCUCGGCCGGGGCAGCGCGGACGCCGGAGCUGGACCCUCCAGGCCCGCCGCAGCGACACAAGGACAACACAGUCCGCGUCGGCCCCGCACCAUCUCCUUCCCCCGCCAGCCGCUCUUCCACGCGCGGCCAGCGCUGGGUGCUUUAUCCAUUGCCCACGCAUUUGAAUACUGAGGUUUUCACUUACUACGGUUUUGGAAAAACUGUGUAUUUGUAUGGUCCAAUUUUUAGGACAAGUUUGUUUGGUGAAGACCUCAUAGUUUCCAUGGACAAAGAGCUGAACAACUUGGUGUUCCAGCGAGAGGAGAAGCUAUUCCAAAUCUGGUACCCGGAGUCGGUCAUGAGAAUCUUUGGAGCCGACAGCAUCAUCUCAAAACUUGGGUCCUUCCACAGGCACAUGAGGAGUCUAGUCCUUAGGCUCUUUGGCCCUAAAAAUCUCAGGCUAGUCAUGCUCCAUGAUGCUCAGCGAACGGUCCAGACCAGCCUGCUCUUGUGGCUCAAUCAACCCAGCAUUGAACUGAAAGAGGCAACUGCAAGUAUGAUAUUCAGCAUCACAUCAAAGAGGUUAAUCAGCUAUGACUCCUCAAACUCAGAUGGGAAGCUCUGGAAGCAAUUCGAUGCAUUCUUUCAGGGAAUGCUAGCAUUUCCACUCUACAUCCCUGGCACGGCAUUCUACAAAUGUAUGCAGGGACGAAAGUAUGUCAUGGCGACUUUGAGGAAGAUGCUAGAUGAGAGGAUGAGGGCAUCACAUCAAGAGAGCGCCGACUUUCUCGAUCUACUGAUCGAUGAUUUGAAAGAGGAGAAGCAUUUAAUGAAUGAGAAAAUUGCGUUGGAUUUGCUCUUCUUGUUGCUCUUCGCCGGCUUUGAGACCACGUCAUCCGCGAUAACUGCCACAGUCAAACUCCUAACAGACAAUCCGAAAGCGCUACAGGAACUUACAGAGGAGCACGAGAACAUCCGGAAAAGAAGGGUUGACCCUGACUCCGAAAUCACAUGGGAGGAAUACAAGUCCAUGAAAUUUACGUCUCAUGUCAUACACGAAGCAUUAAGGCUGAUUAACAUUGCUCCGAUAAUGUUUAGAAAAGCUACAGAGGAUGUUCAUGUAAAAGGUUACAUUAUACCAAAAGGAUCAAAGAUCAUGAUUAACCCUUCUAUUGUUCAUCUGGAUCCUACAAUUUACGAGGACCCCAAUGCAUUCAAUCCAUGGAGGUGGAAGGGUACUGCUGAACCAGUUAGUGGUGCCCCCAAGGAAUUCAUGGCUUUUGGAGGCGGGCUGCGGUUAUGUGUUGGUUCAGACUUUGCUAAGCUACAGGUGGCUAUCUUCCUUCAUUGCUUAGUUACUAAAUACAGAUGGAAUGUGAUCAAGGGAGGAACCAUGGUGCUUUCUCCUGGACUACAAUUUCCUGGUGGUUUUCACAUCCAACUUCUCCCAAAAGCUUGACUCGUGGUGUUGAUUUCUGCAAUAUGGACGAUGUUUCUAUGCAUGGCACCAGAGGAUAUGCAAUGUUGUCAUGUUACUAUUAUGUGGCUAGUAAUUGACUUAUGGAACGCAAGAUUGAUAAUAAGCCCUUUUUUGAGUUGUUAAUAAGCUUCUCCUAUGUAGCAUAAACUAGACUCAAUUUGU